AUACUAGUAAUAAUAUGAAGUAAAAUGAUACAUAAAAAUGGUAACCUAGCAAUUAUCGAGCAGUGAAAUCGCAUAGGUGACUGAUUUUCAUCAUAGGAUAUUUUAUUUUAGUCGAAUACCUGUGUUUUCUCAAGUCACGAUCGGUUGAUGCGUAUACAUAUUUGAGUUGGUUGCUAUUCAUCAUGGACGGAUUAAAAAAGAUUUUUCUGGUUGUUUGCAUAGCACAUGUAUCUUUCGCCUACAAUUGUAUUCAAAAGUCUUGUGCUGUUGGAUCAUGCACGACAGCAAGUGAGUGUCCAGCUAAUGGCACGAAUGGAUGUGAGGUAUCAUCUGUUGCCGGUGUGGUGUCACAGUCCUGCUCUCAAACAAAAUGCGUAUCAAGCUGGUUGAAUGUUUCCGGAAGUAUAAUCGCAAAAGAUUGUUGUUUCACUGAUAAAUGUAACGUCGAAUCGAUGACUUCAACAGUAGAUGAACCCAAUGUGGACCAGUGUUACGGCAUACAGUGUGAUUCUGAAGGUUGUCUACAGAAAGCAAUUAGAGAAAAGAAAGCCAGGUUGUGUCGUCGAUCUCCAAAUGGUUCUUGCAUGUUUUCAAGAAUUGAUGGUGAUCAGUUUUAUGAGUCAGCUCUUUGUGUGGAAGACACCGGAGAUGUCACCUGCGUUAACGGCGCCAAUUAUAACUUUCCAGAAGGCAUGUCAAUGACAGUCCAUUGCUGUAAAGGGGAACUCUGUAAUGACGGUGUUCAAGAAAAACAACCAGGCGUUGAGUAUUGUUACACUAUCAACUGUAACGGUACAGACUGCAUUGACGAGGCUGUGGCUAAUAACGUAUACACCAUUUGUCCACAGACCGAAUUCGGCUGUAUGACGUCCUAUGUGGCGGGAAUGACCUCCACUACGUGCUCCCCAUUAGCAUGCACGGCUAUGAAUUUAGACACGGUUAAAAUUGAAUGCUGUAAAGGAGACCUUUGCAAUGGGCCACCAGGGUCAACUUCUGAUCAGCCCAACUCUUCUGUAGCCUCUACAACUGACCCUACUUCUGGAGCUGACACGAUCGGAAAUGCGUCGUUUUUCAUAUGCUCGAUUUUCUCAUUUUUUUUUAUCUUACCUUCUGUAUUCUAAAGAUACAUAAGUACAUUUUGUGAAAUGUAAAUAGAAACUGUAAAUGUAAAACAAUUUGGUAUUUUUUUCACUGCGCAGGAAUACUUUGCAUGCUCAAUGAUAAAACUAUAUAGAGGUAAUG
Messenger RNA from Ruditapes philippinarum (Manila clam), 1242 nucleotides. RefSeq lists its product as uncharacterized. Bases 183 to 1121 code for a protein of 312 amino acids. Lineage: Eukaryota; Metazoa; Mollusca; Bivalvia; Venerida; Veneridae. The transcript has 11 exons. The record is from RefSeq and is a predicted model, not a curated record.